AUGACCGAGAAGACCGCGUCGGGGUCGGGCGCGGCCUCCGACAAGAGCGCAGCGGCUGCCAAGUCCAAGGCCAGUACAGGAGAUGCAGGGAAGGAUGCGCGGGCAAAGGGCUCGCCUGCAGCAUCUGCGGUCAAUUCCGAAACACCCGGCACAGGCAGUCAUUCCAGUCCUAAGAAGCGCCGCAAGGUGAAUCACGCCUGUGUCUAUUGUCGCCGCUCGCGCAAUAUCGGCCAUUUGUGCCAUGACGAGCCCCGCGAACCCACAAAACGCAGAGACCAGGAACAUUCGGCCGCGGACGAGGAGGGCUCGUCCAAUAAUGAGCUGGUCACCGUCCAAGGCAUGCGUUCUAGUGUCGACAUCCCAGAUGCUGCCGGUCAGCCAAUCCUCCCCGACGCUACGAUCGGAAUCCCGCCUUCCUCGGUACAGCCUGCGAGUAUUGCCUCCUCUGGCCAGGGCAUAGAUGCCAAUCCUCAGCAACUAAUGCCCUACAACGACUGGCUAGGUGGACAGAACCAGUUCCAAGACAUGCAUUCGCUCCAUCCUUCAUACAUGUUCAAUGCGCCUGAGGUCACCAACGAGUACAACUUGCUCGGCGAUUUCCUCAGUAACAGUUUGUUGGAUGACGGUGCACUAUUUCAAGAACAGAACAUGCAGGGCAUCUACUCCGAUCAGACUUUGAUGAAUUCCAUAAACACAUUAGGUGUUGCAGGUAGUCUCCCCCCGCCGGCGCAACUCCCGCCAGCGACACAAAGCCAGGGGCCUCAGGCAGAUUCAAUUCAGCGACCGAUGUCGACAGUGGGCAAUGACAAAGCUCGCGAGACAUACUACAUGACUGCCGCUGAUCCGUCAGGAUCUGAUCCGCCAGAGGAGCGCAUGAACAAGCUUCUCAAGGCCAAAUACGAUGCAGGGCUCUUGAAGCCCUUCAACUACGUCAAAGGUUACGCCAGGCUCAACCAGUACAUGGAGAAGAACAUGCAACAAGCAUCUCGGCAGAAGAUCCUCCGACAGCUGGACAAGUUCCGGCCUAAAUUCCGAGAACGCAUGCAGAGCCUGACUGACAUUGAACUCAUCCUUGUGGAAAUGUGGUUUGAACGGAGUUUGAUGGAGUACGAUCGUGUGUUUGCCAGUAUGGCUAUCCCCGCUUGCUGCUGGCGACGUACGGGCGAGAUUUUCCGCGGCAAUAACGAGAUGGCACAGCUGAUUGACGUCCCGAUUGAGAGUUUGCGUGAUGGUAAACUCGCGAUUCAUGAGAUAAUUGUCGAGGAUCAGCUGGUCAGUUAUUGGGAGAAGUUCGGCGCCAUCGCUUUCGACAACACCCAGAAAGCUAUGCUCACCAGCUGCACGCUGAAGAGCCCCAGCAACCCGGCGGGUGACGGCAUUCAAUGCUGUUUCUCCUUUACUAUCCGACGUGACAAUCACAAUAUCCCUUCUCUCAUCGUUGGAAAUUUCCUCCCGACGCAGCGGAUACAUAAGUAG
This is a messenger RNA of Penicillium canariense, 1476 nucleotides long. It is a transcript of the gene acuM, whose product is annotated as gluconeogenesis transcription factor RDS2. The record is from RefSeq and is a predicted model, not a curated record. The transcript has 6 exons. NCBI's taxonomy places the organism in Eukaryota, Fungi, Ascomycota, Eurotiomycetes, Eurotiales, Aspergillaceae. The coding region runs from base 1 to 1476 and encodes 491 amino acids. Gene Ontology annotation, cellular component: nucleus. Gene Ontology annotation, molecular function: RNA polymerase II transcription regulatory region sequence-specific DNA binding.